GCUCACCGCUCGGCUUUUCCAGAUGACCAAGUUGAGUUCUGGAGCCAUCUGCCUGCAAUUGGAGGGGCAGGAAUCACCUCCUGCUGCUGCAUGAAGAGAGCAUUAAUGCAUAAAUGUGCCUUGGUGGUGCAGCAGUCUGAUCAUAAAGGGACAAAAAGCUGCAGUCCUGAACUGUGACUGUGUGGUUACUGAUUUUUAAAUAGGGUUCAGUUUAUUUGUUUAAACUCAAGAGUUUUAUCGAUCACUGUGUAAUUUUCUAACAUUUGAGACCAACAGCUCACUGUAUUAGAAAAUGAAGAGAAAAUGAAGCGCAAGAUACUUUUUUGUCUAGUUUAUGCAAAAAGAACCUGGAGUGGAAGAAAAUAACUGCAUUUAUUUCUAAUCUGAUCAGGACGGAAACUUCAAGCUUCACAGGACAGGCUAAUCUGUGAGAAGGAACCUGUGAGGCUCUCUCAGCAUUGAUGUCACAGGCACAGCAAGAACAUCAUGAGGAGGAGUCAGAUUUCACAAAGUACUGUAUGAGCAGUGCUCUAUGCUAACAGAGUAGACACUAAUCACACAAGGAUUCUGCAUGGGAUGUAAGCAGUAUGCUGAGGCUGAAGUGUCAAAAGGAUGAUGCAGAUUUAAACUCUGGUGUCUCGUGUGGCAGGUUGCGUUUGAGAUAGUGGAAGAUUUUUUUAAAAAUCUGUGGCAUUUGAAAAGUAUGAUUAAUGAAGGCCAUCAUGUAUAUUGGCGGCACAUGCCAAAGCAAUGCACUUCCUGCCUUAAUGCGGCCGCCAGUCCCAGCUAUGCAGCCAGCCUUGGAUAUUAAACCAUUUCUUCCAUUCCCACUGGACUCUGCUGCUGCGGUCAGCUUAUUCCCCAAUUUUAAUGCGAUGGACCCAGUUCAGAAAGCAGUGAUAAAUCACACGUUUGGGGUUCCUCUUCCUCCAAGAAGAAAACAAGUAAUUUCAUGCAACAUCUGCCAACUAAGAUUUAAUUCUGAUAGCCAAGCCGGGGCACACUACAAAGGCACUAAACAUGCCAAGAAGCUCAAAGCACUGGAAGCCAUGAAAAAUAAGCAGAAAACUGUUACUGCCAAGGACAGCGUAAAGACCACCUUCACUUCCAUCACAACCACCACCAUCACUGCCAGCUCUGACAAAGCAGACACCACUCAAGGGACAGCAACAAUAUCGAAAGUGACAACGGUGGCAGCAAGCGAUAGUGUAACAACAGAAUCCAUUUCCAGGACAGAAAAAUCCUUCACAUCCAGCAGCUGUAACACAGCUCUUCCCAAGGAAACAGAAGAAGAGAAAGCGAAACGGCUACUUUACUGCUCCCUCUGCAAAGUGGCUGUCAACUCUGCCUCACAAUUGGAAGCGCACAACAGUGGAUCGAAGCACAAAACUAUGCUGGAAGCCCGAAAUGGUGGGGGUCCAAUUAAGGCAUUCCCCAGACCAGGCGUCAAAGGGAAAACAUCCACCAACAAAGGCAUUACUACCGGUCUGCAGAAUAAAACAUUUCACUGUGAAAUCUGUGAUGUGCAUGUCAAUUCAGAAACACAACUCAAACAGCACAUAAGCAGCAGAAGACACAAGGAUAGAGCUGCAGGGAAACCUCCAAAACCCAAAUACAGUCCGUACAACAAGCUUCAAAGGGGUACCAAUGCACUUGCGGUAAGCGCAUGCAUAAAUGCGGUGAAGUUGGCCUUUCAGAAAGAACUCUCUAAACCUCUAGCUGCUCGCCUUUUACCAAACCCAUUUGCUGCAGCAGCCGCAGCUGCUGCUGCAGUGAAUUCACCAUUCGCUUUGCGCUCCAGCCCGGCAGCCACUCUAUUCCAAACAGCAGCCCUUCCUCCGGCUCUCCUUCGACCAGCUCCUGGACCUAUACGGGCAGCUCACACUCCGGUUCUAUUUGCUCCUUACUGACCUGCCCUGUGUACAGGAGAGAACAUUAGGAAAGUAAUAAUAAAAUACUGCAAUAAUUCAAACAGGGAACUAUGCAGUGAUAAUCAUGGAAUUAAAUAACAUGGAAAGAAACUUGCUUGUGCAGUAACCAACGUGGACUUUGAAUAGCUGCAUUUUUAUUCAGCAAAAAGAAGUAAAGCAAUCCUCCCAUAGGAAAAUCUAAUACACGGAUGUUAUGAGUAGUUUUUAGUGCUGUAGAAAUGUAUAGAGUCUGCAAACUACCCAUAACAAUCAGCCUUUUUACACAGUAUUUUCAUGUAAUGUUUCCAUGUCUUGUGAAUAGUCUAUAAAUGUGUGUCAGGGCAUUAAACUCAAGUCCUAUAUGUAUAUUUAAUUUCUCUCUGUAGGAUGAAACAAAAGAAAAUGGGACACUGUGACAAUUGUCUUCAUUAACUGUCAGCACAGUUCAGCAGCUUGCUGCUUUCUAUUUACCCAACUAUAAACUUGUAAAUGGUGUCUUGUGAAUUUGUAGCUUUGUGCUGUAUAUCUCUGAUGUAAUAAUAUGUCUAAUAUGAUUUGCCAAUGUCAGAUGGAAUGGAAUAGCAGACAAACCAAUAUAAUUUUUAGGCAUCCUAGUAUAUCAUGUUCGGGAAGGUGUGUGACUGUCUUCAUGGAGUUGAUUAUGUAUUUAUUUUUAACUGCAGACAAAGCAAGGUAUUAAAGUGUACAGACAGUAUAAACACCACACACCUUCUUGUACUUCAUUUUAUAAAGCAGCUUCAUGAAUUGUAGUUUUCCCUUUACACACAACUGAAUUGCAAUUGUGCUUAAUUCUAUUUGUCAGAGCUGAAAUAGUUGGAGUUAAUCUGAAUUAAUGAAUUGGAUUUUGCCCACUGGCUUGAGUUGAGGGAGGGGUGUGUUAGGUGGGUAGGAGGGGUCAUUUAUCAGUCCUUUCGGUUGAGCCGAAUGAAAUUAAUUGUCCUUCGGGCACUUAAAUGGUACCCUUUGGCCUACCUCUGAAAUGGAAGACCCUCGAAGUGGAGGUCCCGACCACCAAAUCACAUGCCAACAGUUAUUCAUCCCUGCUAGUGCAAGUGGAGAGCAGUGCUAACUGGUGGCACUAUACCCAUCAGAGGUUCAGGAGGAUUGGAAAACCUUAGCACAAAGGUUAGUGAGAGUGGGAGAAAUGUCAUGGGUGGGGCUCCUGACAGAUGGGGCUGCAUCAUCCCUCCAAACAGCUUCAGAAUGCAUGACAAUAGAAUAAUCAUGGAAUCCCGACAGUGCAUUUCGCACAGCGAGUCUAUACCCGACAAUCUGAAUAGCAUCACACGCAGACCCAGUCCUCCACUCUAUCCUUGCAUUUCCCAUGGCUAACCCACUUAGCCUGGACACUUAUAGGGCAAUUUAGCAUGAUCAAUCCUCCUAACGUGUAUAUUUUUAACUCUGGGAAGAAACCGGACUACCCAGAGAAAACCCACACCGACACGGGGAGAAAUAGCAAAAUCUACACAGCCAAUCACCCGAGGGUGGAAUCAGACCCAGGUCCAUGGUGCUGUGAGGCAGCAGUGCUAACCACAGUGCCACCAUGCUACCUAGAGGAAGGAUGAACUUCCACUGCAAGGAAAAUCAUGCGGAUCCCAUUAAAUCAAUAACACAUCACUAAAAUGCAGUGGUCUCCACCAUAAUGGUUGUUAAUUGGCUCAUAAAUGACAUUCUAUCACCAGCAGCUGAGGGAACCUACCAUGAACCCCUGUCACCAUGCAAGUUCAUCAGGGAUGGUUCUCAUACCAGACAGAGACUGGAGUGGCUUUGCCUCCCUAUGGGUCUCAGCAUAGUGUGUGGCAUUAAAUCCAGCCUGAUAUUCCCAUUCAACUGAAUUGUUGCACUGAGUAAAGUAAAAUGAAAGAAAAUUUCAAAACCUAUACUGGUUGUUCAGUUUACUUUUUUUAAAAAACAUUCUUUCUCUGCAACUGUAGUUGCAACCAGUUUAAAUGAAUUCCAGAUGCGUAAUGAAGCCAUUUCAUUAUGGCUUCAUAUUGAAGUUUUAAUGUUUUCUCUCAUAACUCAUCUGUAUAAUUUAUGUGGCUUAAAUGUUAUUUCUUCAUUGUUUCUCACUAUUUGGAUGUUAAGUUUACGAUACAGCCAUGCAAUGUCAUAUGCUUCCGAGGAAGGUCUUUAGGAGAUUGGUUUGACUUUUUUUUGUUUUAGCUUCUUUGCAUUUUGUUUCAUUCCAGCUUCAACAGACUUAAACAUAAAUGUUCACAGCACAACAAAGCUGGGAAGUCAUUUUGUACAUUAUAGCUGUUAAAGCCUGCAGCCUUAUUGCAGACUAUUAGUAGUUUAGCCAAAUGUAAAUUGUGACAAGAAAAUGAUGUUUCCAUGUACAGUAAUGUCAAUAAAUGCUUUCCCAACCUUGUAUGUAUCUUUAGUGAUUACAAAAAUCAAAUGAAACUGAUAGCUCAGGUCAAAAUCUUUAAAGGUGAUGUAAAAAGGUUUGCUGAAAUAGAAAAUAAUUUGUUAAUAAAGUAUUAGUAUUAACCAAAAA
Messenger RNA from Chiloscyllium plagiosum (whitespotted bambooshark), 4434 nucleotides. RefSeq names its product zinc finger protein 385D-like. Gene Ontology annotation, cellular component: nucleus. NCBI's taxonomy places the organism in Eukaryota, Metazoa, Chordata, Chondrichthyes, Orectolobiformes, Hemiscylliidae. The record is from RefSeq and is a predicted model, not a curated record. Gene Ontology annotation, molecular function: zinc ion binding; nucleic acid binding.